Molecule: messenger RNA, 3807 nt
Organism: Biomphalaria glabrata
Lineage: Eukaryota; Metazoa; Mollusca; Gastropoda; Planorbidae
Product: phosducin-like protein
Exons: 9
Coding region: 262-1161 (299 amino acids)
Biological process (GO): regulation of G protein-coupled receptor signaling pathway
Source: RefSeq, a predicted model, not a curated record
GCAUCUUAAUUUGUAAACAACCAACAAGAAAUUGAGAGUCUCUAAUAAGUCUUAUCUAGACAAUCUAGAGUAAUCUAGAUCUAGAUUAUGUAGAUCUAGAUUUGUCUAUUCUAGAACCUAGACCUAUUCUAGAAUCUAUAUUUUAGAUCUCUACUAAACUUAAACGGGAUGUAAUUUUCUUCUUUGAAGGAACAUCUGUAAUUUAUAAGACAAGAUAAAAAGCCAGUAAAACAAAAGAAUUAGUCUUUGGACAAAGUCAUUAUGUCACUAGGACUGGAUGAUAAACUUUUGGGCGAGAAAGUUCACUAUUACUGCAGUAGUAGUGAAGAAGAAGAUAAUGACAGUGAUGAAGAGAAUGGGAGUGAUCAGGAGAAUGAAGAAGGUAAACCUUCUGCUAGAUCUGCUGCAGGCUACCCUGAAACAGAAUCAUUUGGUCCUGCUACAAAUACUGGACCUAAAGGUGUAAUUAAAGACUGGAGAGAGUAUAAACGUUUAGAAACAGAAAAAAGAGAAGAACAGGAAAGAGAGAGAUUGCAACUUGCCAAGAAAUUAACACUGACCUGUCGCUCACAUUUAAAUGAUGAGCAAGAAAAAAAAGAGGAUGAAGAGUUCCUUGCAGAUCUUGAAGGGAUCGAAGAUGAAUUUUUUAAAGAAUACCGGCUUAAAAAACUUGAAGAAAUGCGGAAAGCUAUGGCUAAUCUCCCCAAGUUUGGUAAAUUGAUUACACUUACAACUGACAAUUUUAUCGAAGAAGUCGACAAUGAAAAAGCAAAUGUUACAAUUAUUGUACACAUCUAUCAGGAGCGUGUGCCAGCUUGUGAAGCUAUGAAUGGAUGCCUAAUGUGUUUAGCCAGUGAAUAUCCUUUGGUCAAGUUCUGCAAAAUUUCUGCUUCAGAAGCCAACAUGUCCUUUAAGUUUGCACAGAAAGGAGUUCCAGCACUUCUGGUCUAUAAAAAUAAAGAAUUGCUUGGGAAUUUCAUAAACUUAAGAAAUGUAUUUGGUGAUGACUUUUAUGCCAAUGACGUGGAGAAUUUUCUUCAGGAAUAUGGAUUUUUACCCACAGCAGACUCAGUCUGCAUUGUUCGAGACAAAACAUCAGGAGAGAUUCGAGGAACUCUCCCAGAAGAUAAAGACAGUGAUAGUGACUUUGAUCUGGACUAAAUUGCUUUACAAGUGGAAUAAUUCUGAAGUUUUCAACUUAGACAAAGACAUCACUUUAGGAAUUUAACCAGUAACACAGUGUUUUGCCAGUAAUGAUUUUUUAUGAAAUAAUACAUAUCUUCCUUUAGAUGUUAUUUUUGUUUUAAAAAGAUAGGUGAAUGAUUUUUUUUUAAUAUUAUGGUAUCUACUUCUAUCAGAUCAACAUUAACUAGUUCUGUGAGUAAAAAAAAAGAAGAAAAUAACACAUAGUAAUAGACAUUUGGAAAUUAACUAUGACGUUUCACAUGGUAAUUGACAUUAACAACUGACAAUUUUCUAGAAUAUGUAAUAGACAUUUUCAAAUGAAGAGGCAUGUAAUACAAAGUAAUAAAAAAAUUUGUUAGUUUCUCCUUCUGUACUAUGAUCAUUAAUUGCUUCAGUAAUCAUAAAGAUAUAUCAUAGAUGUAUAUAUUUAUUUAUUUGUGGUCUGUGCACAUAUUGAUAAUUACAUUUUCUGAUAUUAAAAGCACUUAAAAACAAUUUAUUUAUUGAUAUGUUUGCCAAGACAUGCUGUAUGUAGAGGUUUUUAAAUGAUUUCUUUUAUGAUUGAAAAACAAGUUUUUAGGGGUUUUUUUUUUAUAUCCAUUUUAAAGAGUUGCAAAAUAUAGUGGAUUCUCAUUUAUAAAUAAAUAUUGAAUACACAUAAUUUCUCAAUAAUGUGUACUUUGAACUAAUACUAACUCUUAAUUCUAUUAGACUUGAAAAAAAAAUAUGUUUUACUAUAAGUUGUAUAAAGUCCUUGUGAAAAAGAAAUAUUUUUUACUAUAAGUUGUAGAAAGUGUCAAUUUGUAUGCUUAAAGCUUAAUAAUUUGUGUUAAAGACUUCUUUUCCUAAACAGUCUUGUCUUUUUUUUUCAUGCCUUUUUUUUCAUGAUCAAUCUUUACCCAUUGACCUACAAACUGGUCUUUGAAUCUGUCCAUAUUGUAUAAAUAACCUUAAUUAUUGUAAAUCUGUAAGCAAUGUUUGCUUUUUUUUGCAUUUAAUAUAUAUCAUGUUUCAGUUGUGGACAUUUGACACUAAUUUAUUUCAACAGAACUUUUUAUUUGGCCAAGUAAAAAAGUGAAAAAAAUAAUCUUGUAAGUUGUAUGAAAGUCUAUUUCUUUUUCUGAAUGCCAUUUUUUUGUGUUAUGGAGCAUUCUUUUUAUUGUACAGCAUGUAGAUAUGGGUAAGAUUAAGUGAUAUCUGGCGUCUAGGAAGAUAUAAAAGAAUAAUUGUAGACUAGUUCAGUAGUAACCUGUAAUAAACAUUUUGCACCAUUUUCCUCAUUUAUGAGAUUGUGAAAUUAUAAAAAAAAUAGUUUCCAUUAAUCAAGUAUCAUCAAGUAUAUUUUAAAACAAACAAAAUAUAAAAAUACUUUUAAAAAAUAGAGAGAGAGAGUGCUUAUCUAAGGGGAAGAACUUCCCAAUUAUAACUAUAUAUUUCAAUAAUGUAGAAUUUAUCUCCCUUUUUUAUAUCAAACAAAAUAAUUAAUUACCAAUAAUUGUUUUGUUUUUUUAAUUGAUUGAUGUUUUGUUAGGUACAAUAAAUAAUUGUGUAGAAUUAUCUAAAGGGGAAACCCCACAUAUUUAGCCAUAUCACUUACUACUGAAAGAUUAAUUUCCCUUGAUGGCAUCAAACACAAUAAAUACCAGUAAUUAAUUGACUAAUUGGUUAAUUUUUUAUUGAUUCAUGUUUUGUUAGGUAAAAUAAAUAAUUGUGUUAAGUUUCAAUUAGAUCAGAGAAUGGAUGUAAGAGAAAAUAAUUUAUUUAAAAUUUUUACCCGACAGACAGACAUAAGCUUUGUAAUGAUAUGUACUGUAUAGGUCAUUGACCAACUAGUGUAUGGAAUAAUUACUUUUUCUCUUCAUGCAACUGUGCUCAUUUUAAUCAUGCCAGCUUACUGCCAUCAUUUUCUUCCUUAAUUUUUUUCUGAAAUAAAUCAAACAAAAUGUAUAACAUCCCCUUUAAAUAGCAUUGUGAGAUAAUGUUUGAUAAUGAGGACGUACAAUCCCUCAAAUCUUUUUGGGGUCACAUGAAAAGUGGGAGCCCCACUGUAAUGUCCCACAUAAUAGUUUAUGCUGCCCAUCAGGAUUUCAUAAAAGAUGAUUCAGUCAUAAUAUGAUCUUCACAUCUUCUCUGUGCCUUGCCAGAUAUUACAAAGAUAGUAAGCUAGUCAAAUGUUGGAUCUGACAUUUGUGACCUUGAUGAUGCCACAGUCUGGAAAUGGGUUGUUUUAGAAUUGGCUGAUAAAAUGUUUCAAAGUCUGAUGUUUUUUAGUAGAACUGUGCUUUUUUAUAUGUUCUUUUCAUAAAAUGCAUUGAAACUUUUUUUUGUGCUAAUAGUCAUUACUGUAGAUCUGUUUGUGUCAAGACCUUGCUUAUUACAUUAAAUAUAAUUUACUUGAUGAUUUCAGCUGACAAAAUACUAUGAUAAGUAAAAAAAAAGGAUUUAGGUUGGAUCUAUUUGAAUGGCUUAACAUAGUCAAUAACUUAGGGCAAGCUGAUACGAGCUUGUCUUUAAAGUAUUUUUGAGAGGGUUUGGGGUACAAGGAUCCUCUGCUAUUUUCUUCUCCUUUAAGCACACACAAAGAAGAAUUGUGCUUGGUGUACUCUCCUAUAUGACUUAGGU